AUGGUCCAGGGGAAAGGGACCGAGACCGAGGCCAAACUUUACACAUGUACAAGAACCGUGUCUGCAGCGCUCACACACCUCCUCUGCAUCUCAUUCACAGUCUUCCUCCUGUUCCUGUCUCGGCCGGGUUCCAGCUUAUUUUCAUGGCACCCUUUUCUAAUGACACUUGCAUUUUCCUUCUGCAUGACGGAGGCCAUCCUUCUGUUCUCCCUCCAUGGCUCCCCUAUAAGAAGGUUUGCACAUAAAACCAAAGGCCGCAUUCACUGGGCCCUCCAGGUUCUGUGUGUCACUUGUGCUGCUGUGGGCCUAGCCGUUAUUUUCUAUAACAAACACUUGAAUGAUAAACCUCAUUUCACAUCAUGGCACGGCGUCCUGGGCCUGAUCACUGUGUGUGUGGUCGGAGUGCAGUCGCUGGCAGCUGUGCCCCUCAUAUACCCCUCUAUGGCUAAAGGCUGGUCUCUGGCCAAACUGAAGAGGUACCACGCAGCGUCAGGGCUUGUCACCUACCUACUGGGCUGCGGGAGUCUUCUGCUCGGCCUCUGCUCUGUCUGGUUCACUGCAUCCGUCAGCAGUUACACCUGGUACGUGUCUGCUCUCUGCCCUGUACUCUCUGCUCUCGUCAUCAUGGACCAAGUCUCCCGCACAUACAUGGCAAAAAAGAGACUACAGUCCUGA
Molecule: messenger RNA, 675 nt
Organism: Knipowitschia caucasica
Lineage: Eukaryota; Metazoa; Chordata; Actinopteri; Gobiiformes; Gobiidae
Source: the annotation of a GenBank genome assembly